CCCGCUGCUUCGCUGUCCCAACUGUACGAACGCCACCACCACCACCACCACCACCACCACCACCAGCUCCAUCGAAAACGUGUGUACCUGUAGCGUACUUAAUGCCGUUUGGAGUGAUGUCGGCUUCAGUUGCGGCUUUCGACUCCGACACCGACAACAACGGUGAUACCGAACAGCAGCAGCAGCCACGGGGGAUGCUGCUGCAGGACAAGGGGGAGGAGAGGGUUUCGUUGGACACGCUUCCGGACGAGAUUAUUCUCGCGGUUUGCGAAUUCUUGGAUGUGCCGGAAUUGGGUGCUUUGGGGAAGGUGAUCGCUAUUCCUUUUUUUUUUUUUUUUUUUGUCCUCUCUCCCCUCUUCCCAAAUUUAUUCUACGAGUACUACGAGUGUAUCUUUUCGUUGUGGUGGGUGGGUGGGUGGAUGGAUGCGGGAUGGGGUGCGAUGAAGUAGUUGUGAUACGUAGCUAUGGUAGCUAUGUUUGUAGGCGGGUAGGUAGGUGGAUAGGCGGGGAGCUGAUAGGCAGUUCGCUGGCUAGUUAGACUUUAUUAGUAUCGGAGGCUCGGCAAAGCUCCGUGCUGUACUAUCGUGCGGCAAUUGGACUGGCUCCGGGCGAGGUAGUGGGGGAAAAAAAAAAGGGAGCGAGUGAUCACUUCAUCCGUCUAACAAACUAAUCUCCUCUCACGUCUACUUACCUAUCUAUCUCCCUUGCCCCUACUACUACUAUCACUAACCUCUCUACUCUACUCUACCCUACUCUACACUUGUGAUACAAAAAAGACGCUAACAAUUACUAACCCUAGACGACCCACCGUCUCCGCGCCCUAUCCACAGACCCCCUCCUGCACAAAGUCCGGCUCCACCGCGCUAAAGUGACCCUCGCAGCAUCCCUCCAACACCGCCCCUCCCUCCCGCUCCUCCGCGACGCGCAAAUCUACUUGACCCGCCGCCAGCACACGCAGCGCGUCCUCUCCCGUGCGCUGCUUGGGAUCAGGCUGAAGCACCACUUCCUCACCCGCCCGAGCCUUCCUGCGCUCCAGGAACGCGGCGUGGUGUACCGGUGCGGCGGGAUCGCACCGGCGCUGGCGGGCAAGGCGAGGGAUCUUGAGAGGGAGAGGGUUAAGGAUAGGUUGAGGGGGUGGGUCGUUGAGCGGUUGAGCCUCGAGGAAGCGGUUGGGUGUGGGUUGGUCUCGAACGGGGCCGAGUGGGAGGAAGGGAGGAGGGAAGGGGUCAGGAGCAUUGCUAGGAGACUAAUGGCAAGGUGGGAGAAUGACGGGCAAGGGAAGGGGAAAGGGAAGACCGGUGGUAGUGGGGUGGUGUGCUGGGGAAGAGGUAGGGUGGUCAGGUAUGAUCCGCCCAGAGCAAUGGUUUUGGGGCUUAGGAGAUACUUUGAAGGGUUGGCUGCUGAGGGAGGAAACCGAUCCCCGCGCCAUGCCGUCCCACCUACCUAG
Tuber aestivum (summer truffle) is the source of this 1447-nucleotide messenger RNA. The record is from the annotation of a GenBank genome assembly. NCBI's taxonomy places the organism in Eukaryota, Fungi, Ascomycota, Pezizomycetes, Pezizales, Tuberaceae.